Molecule: messenger RNA, 2313 nt
Organism: Plodia interpunctella (Indianmeal moth)
Lineage: Eukaryota; Metazoa; Arthropoda; Insecta; Lepidoptera; Pyralidae
Exons: 3
Coding region: 201-869 (222 amino acids)
Cellular component (GO): mitochondrion
Molecular function (GO): nucleic acid binding; 3'-5'-RNA exonuclease activity
Source: RefSeq, a predicted model, not a curated record
UGAACUGUCAAUAGACUAUCGAUAGUCGCCAAUACUAUAGCGCGGCAUCACUAAAUAAAUAGGAGGUGAGGUUAGGUUGAGUGUAGGUUGCAUUCAAUUUGUUGAGCGAAGUUUGAUAUGAGUUUGUUGAGGUUAUCUUUGGCUUGCACAGCAGCGGUACUACGUCGGGUUGUUAAUUUAUUGAAAAUUAAUUUAUUUUAAUGAAUAGUCUAAGAAAAUUAUUGUUUACAAAAAUACACAAACCACCGUUCUGUUUAUAUUCUACGCACGGGAACGUUCCUGCCCAGCAAAUAGACAUGUCACUUAGAACAGCAAAGAACAUGGCAAAACGGAUAGUUUGGGUCGAUUUAGAAAUGACAGGACUGAAUGUGGAGACCGACCGUAUAUUGGAGAUUGCCUGUUUGGUGACUGAUGCCGACUUAAACAUUGUAGCCACUGGACCCAAUCUUGUAAUUCAUCAGCCGAACAGUGUUUUGGAAAAUAUGAAUCAGUGGUGCAUCAACCAGCACGGUGAGAGUGGGUUAACAGAGGCCAGUCGCAAUUCCAAGAUAACACUUGAAGAAGCUGAAAACCAAAUACUUAGCUUUGUCCAACAGCAUGUACCAGAAAAACGGUGUCCAAUCGGUGGCAACAGCAUUUACAUGGACCGACUGUUCCUAAGAAAGUACAUGCCUAAAUUUAAUGACUAUUUACACUACAGAGUUAUAGAUGUCAGCACUGUAAAGGAACUAGCCAAACGUUGGUAUCAGAAAGAUUUCUCAUCAAUACCACAAAAGUCGUUCAAGCAUAGAACCAUUGACGACAUACAUGACAGUAUUAAAGAGCUUAAAUAUUAUAAAGAACAUAUUUUCAAAUCCAAUCCGAAUUAAUUCUUGAUCAAUCCUCCAUUUAUAAAUAAGUUAAGUAACCUUACUUUUUAAAAUAUAUUUUUUAUCAAAUGUUGUAAAGUGAAAUACACUUUACAACAUUUGACAUUGACAGAAUGAAACAAAACAUAAUUAGUAGGUUUAACUUAUUUGUGAAUAAGAGUACCAGGAACCCUGUUAUUAAUAAAAAAGUUAUAAGGCAUACUUUAAGCUUAGGUAAGUUUGGUCACUGUUGCACUUUACAAUAUUUGUCAUUGACAGAAUCUUGUUUUUAUGAAUAACAGGGUAAGUUUUAAAUGAUAUUAGAACAAUUUUUAGUUUAUCUAGUAGAUCGUACUUUUUUGUUGAUGAAUGUUAUGGAAGAAUUUUAGCCGAAAAAGGCCGGUGCUCGCCGAAUGCGCGUGCGCAAUGCAGCAUGAUUGUAUGAAAUCAAACUGAUGUGUGCAUGAGGAUACUGCAUGUGUGCAACGGGUUUUAUUACGUCUAGGUUGUGUUUUGUUGUACAGUCAACAGUACAUCAACAGUCUAUCCAUAUCCAUUGCAAACUCGUCUUUAUUACCGCGCCAUAGAGGUUCAUGCAGGGUAACUUGUUGUGCUGCUGACUACAUAGUUUUUAUUUUCUUAUCUGACCAAUAGCCUGUUUCAACACUUUCUGACAAAUAUAGUAUUGUAAUCUGACAGAUAAAAUUAACUGCUAGUAUCGCUAAUCCCCUCUGGCAAAUUUCUUGGAUAGCCAAGACUUUUGAAACACAAUUUUCAAUGCUAUCUAUUUGAUAUGUUCUGAUAGACUACUAUCAAAUACUUUAUAUAUUUUACGAGCAAGCGGUGAAACAGGUCCUUAAUGUAUAUUGUGUGGUAAUCAUGUUCCUGACUUUGCAAUAUGACUUAUCAUAGAUUUAAAUAGAUAAAAGAAUGUGCACAAAUAAUUUAUAUUAUUUGUGCCCUUUGCAUGUUGUGUAAUGUACUUAAAUGCGCUGGCGCACAGCACACCACAUUCCCCAUAAACAUAUUUAUUAUAAGUAACAUUGAGAUAGUGAAAGAUUUUUUGAUUUGUUAGAAUCAUGUGUCAAUCAUUAUACAUUUCACCAGAAAAUAGAUAUCGAAUAGUUGUUGGCAGAUAGCGGGUGUUGUAAGGACCUAUAAAGAAUGAGAAAUGUAUGAAUUGUAGAUAUGCCGUUAUUCAUAAUAAAGUUAAAGCGUACUUAAUGUAUGUUUUGUCUCUUUCUGUUUAUGUCAAAUGUAGUGUUUGUAGACAAAACGUACUUUAGCUUAAAAAACAUGCUUUAACAUUUUUAUGAAUAAGCUAUACCCUUGAAUAUUGAUGACUAAUGUAUUAAUCAUCAUCACCCACCUAUCCUUAACCUAGUUUAUGUGGAUAAUGUAUUAGUAUUUUGGAUAUGUUAUGUCAUACAUUUGUUUACCUUUGAAUAAAGGCAUAAUAAUCAUC